ACAUAGAAAAAAAUAAUGUCACAAUUUUAGGACUGUAUUUCCUGGCAUUAAAUGCAACGUCUUGACUUCCUAAAUAAUAGAUGACCGUUUAUGGAGCGUUCAUGCACGAGGGGUCCUUCUGCCGCAACUCCUUCAACAUCCUGGAUCUGAUCGUGGUUGGAGUCUCCCUGCUCUCUAUGGGAAUGGAAUCCAGUGCCAUCUCCGUGGUGAAGAUUCUCAGGGUGCUGAGGGUGCUGAGGCCACUCAGGGCCAUCAAUCGAGCCAAAGGCCUAAAGCAUGUGGUCCAGUGUGUGUUUGUGGCCAUCAAAACCAUUGGCAACAUUGUCCUGGUCACCAUGCUGCUCAACUUCAUGUUUGCCUGCAUCGGAGUGCAACUUUUCAAGGGGAAGUUAUACAGCUGCACGGACCCAUCCAAAACAACCGAGGAGGAAUGCCAGGGAUUCUUCUUGAAGCACAUGGACAAUUCCCUGCAGGACACGGUGGUGGCCAAACGGGAAUGGCUCAACAAUGACUUCAACUUCGACAAUGUGCUCUAUGGCAUGCUGGCGCUCUUCACCGUGUCUACAUUUGAGGGGUGGCCAAAACUCUUGUAUCGAGCCAUAGAUUCAGACCAAGAAGACAUGGGGCCGGUCUUCAACAACCGCGUGGACGUGUCCAUCUUCUUCAUCGUCUACAUCAUCCUCAUUGCCUUCUUCAUGAUGAACAUCUUUGUGGGUUUCGUCAUUGUCACCUUCCAGGAGCAAGGAGAGCAGGAGUACAAGAACUGUGAGCUGGACAAGAACCAGCGCCAAUGUGUGCAGUAUGCCUUGAAGGCCCGACCCCUGAGGUGCUACAUCCCCAAAAACCCGUACCAGUACAGGGUCUGGUACAUCGUCACGUCCUGCUACUUUGAGUACCUCAUGUUCUUCCUCAUCAUGCUCAAUACUUUGUGUCUGGGGGUGCAGCACUGUAACCAGUCAGACCAUGUGACCAAGCUGUCGGACAUCCUCAACUUGAUCUUCACUGUGCUCUUCACGGUGGAGAUGAUUCUCAAGCUCAUGGCCUUCAAAGCAAAGGGCUACUUUGGAGACCCCUGGAACGUGUUUGACUUCAUCAUCGUCAUCGGAAGCGUUGUUGAUGUCAUCCUCAGCGAAGUGGACACACGUAUAACCGUGGCCCAGAAUGGUGCCAGCUCCGCUAGCUCGCCCAACACGACCGCCCUGGCCGCCAGUGGGGGGCUCUACUGUCUCCAAGGCUGUGAGGACACGAAUCCCAUGCAAGCAAUCGCAGCCUCGGAAAACGCCUCCGUUUCCAUCACGUUUUUCCGACUCUUCCGUGUCAUGCGCCUGGUCAAGCUACUGAACCGAUCCGAGGGCAUCCGCAACCUCCUGUGGACGUUCAUCAAGUCCUUCCAGGCUCUUCCUCACGUGGCUCUGCUCAUCGUGAUGCUCUUCUUCAUCUACGCCGUCAUCGGGAUGCAGAUUUUCGGGAAGAUAGCCUUGGUGGAUGGCACGGAAAUCAACCGCAACAACAACUUCCAGACGUUCCCGCAGGCGGUUCUCAUGCUAUUCCGGUGUGCUACUGGAGAAGGAUGGGAGGAGGUCAUGAUGGCGUCCAUGUACGGGAAGAAGUGUGACCCCAAGUCCGACUUCCUGCCAAGGGAGGAGUACACUUGUGGCUCCAACUUUGCCGUCUUCUACUUCCUAAGCUUCUACUGUCUCUGUGCCUUCUUGAUCCUCAACCUGUUUGUCGCCGUCAUCAUGGACAACUUUGACUACCUGACGCGGGAUUGGUCCCUGCUUGGUCCUCACCACCUGGAUGAGUUCAAGAAGAUCUGGGCUGAAUAUGACCCAGAGGCCACAGGGAGAAUCAAACAUCUGGAUGUGGUGACGCUGCUACGACGCAUCCAGCCUCCUUUGGGCUUCGGCAAGUUCUGUCCUCAUCGAGCAGCUUGUAAGCGUUUGGUGGGCAUGAACAUGCCCCUCAACAGCGACGGCACCGUCACCUUCAACGCCACCCUCUUCGCUCUGGUCAGGACGGCGCUGAAGAUCAAGACGGAAGGAAACUUUGAGCAAGCCAACGAGGAGCUCAGAGCUAUCAUCAAGAAAAUCUGGAAGCGCACCAGCAUGAAGCUCCUGGACCAGGUCAUCCCCCCGAUAGGAGAUGAUGAGGUCACCGUGGGGAAAUUCUACGCCACGUUCUUGCUUCAGGAUCAUUUACGGAAGUUCCUGAAGCGUCAGGAGGAAUACUACGGCUACCGGCCCACGAAGAAGAACGCCUCAGGCCCUGAGAUCCAGGCCGGUCUGAGGAGUAUCGAGGAUGAGGCGGCUCCGGAAAUGCACAGGGCCAUUUCUGGAGACCUGCAGAAUGAGGAAGAGAUGGACAGAGCGAUGGAGGACGCUGGAGAAGAGCUUAUUUACCAGCGUACGCAUGGCUUGUUUGGGAAUCGCGUGGAGUCUUUCUCGGCUGACAAUAGCGACACCCAGUCCCCGCACAUGACCAACCAGAGGCCCCUCAAGUUCUUGGAAAACCAUCCCGAGUCCUCCGUUGAGGAUCCCAUUGCAGACUUCCUCGCCAGCACGGCCCCCAAAGACAACACCAACAACAACGCCUUCGCAGAGUUUUCGUUGGAAAGAGAAGGCAGUCCUGAAGAGUUGGAUGGUCCCGGUGAGGAUCCAGACCAAGAGAACCGCCACUCCUGGACCUUCCCAGGGAGGACGGACGCUACGCAGUUCCCUUAUAAGCCGAGGCUCAGCGACAGUCCAAACGGCAGCUCCCAUAGUGCCGCCGCCCACCUUUUCCAGGAGGAGACGGCGGACGUCGUGCACACAACUCUAGAAGACAUGGAAGACGUAGCUCGGGCUCUCCUCAACCAGCGCCCCAGCUGCAUGGCCCCCGUCAAAAAGAAACGCCCCGUCCCUGUGCCUCCUUGCCCCCAGGCUGCAGCAUCCAGGGACCCGGAGCGUCCGGACCCGGCUGUGAGGAGGAAGAGGCGUCCUGGUCCUCCAGCUUCCUCCGCUCAUGUCCAGACUAGAACGGAGCUGCCUGAGGCCGAUUAUGACGUUUAGAGGUCACAUGGUGUUUAAAACAUAUUUUUAUUUGAGAAGGUGAGCACAUCCUGAUGGUCUGAAAGGCAGCUGAGAUGUGGUGGAAACACACUGAAAUAUUGGAAUUGGAAGUAACUGCAAGUACAAAUUACUAUCCCUAAAAACAUUUGUAUUAAAGGUUAACAAUGGACAAAAUGUGAUUAAUCCUAAUUUCAAUAUUUAAUCAAGUGUAAAUAAUGGAUGAAAGCGCUGUUGAGUGAAGGUAAUGCUUUAAAAUGGACGGCCCCCUGCGGGCUACGCUGGUGUAAAGUGAGUCCGUCUAUUAAUAGUCCUGCCUAGUGAGCAGGCCGCUUAUGGCCUGGAAUGUCGUGCAGUAUCCCGGGUGGGUGGCUUGUAUUCAACUAAAAGUGUUGUUGAGAUCUGGGAUUUAAACACAUACAAUCCAAUAAAAACUUGAAUCUCAAAGUAAACAUUAGCAAAGACCUUAAAUAAUUCAAACGAUAUUUAUUGAAAGCGGACGAAUGAAUAAAAGAGCAUAGACCUGACUCACAUAGAGCUGACUCACAUAGACCUGUCUCACAUAGACCUGACUCACAUAGAGCUGACUCACAUAGACCUGUCUCACAUAGACCUGUCUCACAUAGAGCUGACUCACAUAGAGCUGACUCACAUAGAUCUCUUCCCACAGUGAAGCUGACUCGGGAAUAUCUGCUGGGCUCCAUGAUGUAGCAUCAACUACACACUAGUCACAAUAAAACACAACAAAAUGCUAAAUGUACAUUUUAGGAAU
Molecule: messenger RNA, 3816 nt
Organism: Doryrhamphus excisus (bluestripe pipefish)
Lineage: Eukaryota; Metazoa; Chordata; Actinopteri; Syngnathiformes; Syngnathidae
Source: RefSeq, a predicted model, not a curated record